UCGACGCUGCAGCUGAGGCACUGCUGUGGUGGCUUCUGAGGCUGCUGACCCGCGCGUGAGGGAGCUGCGGCCCGGUCCCCGCUUUCCCCACGCACAACCAUGAAGUUGAAGGAGACAAAAUCAAGGCCAAAGCCACCAAGCCGUGGCAAAUUUCAGACCAAAGGCAUCAAAGUUUUGGGGAAAUGGAAGCAGGUGAAGAUUGACCCAAACAUGUUUGCAGAUGGACAGAUGGAUGAUUUGGUAUGCUUCGAGGAACUGACAGAUUAUCGAUUGGUCUCUGCUGUCAAGAAUCCCUCCAAUCUCUUCUCAAAGGAGAAGCUCAAGAAGAGAAAGGUACAAGCUGGUUCAGAAGAAGAGGAAGGAGAGUCUGGUUCUCCAAAGAAAAAGAUCAAAUUGAAGAAGAGUAAAGUUGUGGUACCAAUUACUGAAGAAAUCAUUACUACCCAGAAAGACUUUGAAGUCAAAGAUGCUGAGCCAGAGCCUCAGGGAGAUGACACUAUUUGUCCUGAUUCAGAGGUAGGGGAGAUAGCAUCAGAAAGCCCAGAACAUACUGUUCCAAAAAAGAAGAAAAACAAAGGGAAAAAAAGAUUAGAGCCUUCGCAGAGCACUGCCCCCAAGGUACCAAAAAAAGCAAAGACAUGGAUGCCUGAGGUACAUGACCAGAAGGCAGAUGUGUCAGCUUGGAAGGACCUGUUUGUGCCCAAACCAGUUCUCCGAGCACUCAGCUUUCUAGGCUUUUCUGCACCCACACCAAUCCAAGCUUUGACUUUGGUACCUGCCAUCCGUGACAGACUGGACAUCCUCGGGGCUGCUGAGACAGGAAGUGGGAAAACUCUUGCCUUUGCCAUCCCAAUGAUUCAUGCAGUGUUGCAGUGGCAUAAGAGGAAACCUUCACCCAUCCCAAGUAACACUGGAGUGCCACUUGGAGAGACUUCGGCUGGAACUGAGACUGGAUCACCAAGUGAGGCCACUACUGGGUCUGGAAUGUUGCCUGAUGAGACAGUAAUUGAGAGUGAAGCUCUGCUCCCUGAGGCUGGAACUGAGGUCGGAGGCAAGAUCAGUGCCUCAGUCUCUGACCAGGCACCAUUCUGUGAUGAUGAUGCUGGUGAAGGCCCUUCUUCCCUGAUCACAGAUAAGCCUGUCCCCAAACAGAAUGAGGACAAAGAGGAAAAGCUUGAUGAAGAGCAGACUGGAAAGUUAAAACAGGAGUUGGUAGAUAGCAAAAUUGCUCCCUGUAAAUCACAUCCAAAGCGUCCUCUGCUUGGCCUGGUUCUGACUCCUACUCGAGAGCUGGCCGUCCAAGUCAAACAACAUAUUGAUGCUGUGGCCAAGUUUACAGGAAUUAAAACUGCUAUUUUGGUUGGUGGCAUGUCCACACAGAAACAGCAGCGAAUGCUGAACCGCCAUCCUGAGAUUGUGGUGGCCACUCCAGGUCGGCUGUGGGAGCUAGUUAAAGAAAGGCACCCUCAUUUGAGCAACCUUCGGCAGCUCAGGUGCCUGGUAGUGGAUGAGGCUGACCGAAUGGUUGAGAAAGGUCAUUUUGCUGAGCUCUCACAGCUGCUGGAGAUGCUUAAUGAUUCCCAGUAUAAUCCAAAGAGACAGACACUUGUUUUUUCUGCCACACUGACACUGGUACAUCAAGCUCCAACUCGAAUCCUUCAUAAGAAGCACAUAAAGAAAAUGGACAAAACUGCCAAACUUGACCUCCUCAUGCAGAAGAUUGGCAUGAGGGGCAAGCCAAAAGUCAUUGACCUCACAAGGAAUGAGGGUACAGUUGAGACACUGACGGAGACCAAGAUCCAUUGUGAGACGGACGAGAAAGACUUGUAUCUGUACUACUUCCUGAUGCAGUAUCCAGGUCGCAGCUUAGUGUUCGCCAACAGCAUCUCCUGUAUCAAACGGCUCUCUGGGCUCCUCAAAGUCCUGGAUAUCAUGCCACUCACCCUGCACGCCUGCAUGCACCAAAAACAGAGGCUCAGAAAUCUGGAGCAGUUUGCCCGUCUGGAAGACUGCGUUCUCUUGGCAACAGAUGUGGCAGCCCGGGGUCUGGAUAUUCCUAAAGUCCAGCAUGUCAUUCAUUACCAGGUCCCUCGCACCUCAGAGAUUUAUAUCCAUCGAAGCGGACGAACUGCUCGAGCCACAAGUGAAGGCCUAAGCCUGAUGCUGAUUGGGCCUGAGGAUGUGAUCAACUUUAAGAAGAUUUACAAAACCCUUAAGAAAGAUGAGGACAUUCCACUGUUCCCUGUGCAGACAAAAUACAUGGAUGUAGUCAAGGAGCGAAUCCGUCUAGCUCGACAGAUUGAGAAAGCCGAGUACCGGAACUUCCAGGCUUGUCUGCACAACUCUUGGAUUGAGCAGGCAGCAGCUGCCCUGGAGAUUGAACUGGAAGAAGAGAUGUAUAAAGGAGGAAAAGCUGACCAGCAAGAAGAGCGUAGGCGACAAAAGCAGAUGAAAGUCUUGAAGAAGGAGCUUCGUCACCUGCUCUCCCAGCCAUUGUUCAAAGAGGACCUGAAAACCAAGUAUCCCACUCAGUCUGGCAGACUGCCCCAGCUCACAGCUGCCCCAAGGACUGGCGAGUCAGCACUGAGCUGCCUCUCCAAACAGAAGAAGAAGAAGAAGAGGCCAAAAGAGCAGCAGCAAGGACUGCCGCAGCCAAGUACAAGUGCAGAGUAACUGCCCCUGGUCAGUGUUGGUGUCUGCACAUGGUGUCUGUUCUCUGGUUGUAUGCGAAAAGCUUCUUCCCACCCUUGUGCUUCACUCAGUUUCAACCCAUUAGGAAAAUUUCCUGCUCUUUCCCCAUAGCAGGAGGGGUCUCAGGCAGGUUUACAUUGUUUUGGAGUAAAUCCUGCAUAGCAGCUUGUUGUUCUGUAUUCCAGUGUAUACAGGCUUCUUAUGUGUCACAGGCUUCUUUGAUUUCCUGAAUUAAAAACAAUGGUCAGAGACA
Molecule: messenger RNA, 2944 nt
Organism: Marmota flaviventris (yellow-bellied marmot)
Lineage: Eukaryota; Metazoa; Chordata; Mammalia; Rodentia; Sciuridae
Gene: Ddx24
Product: DEAD-box helicase 24
Molecular function (GO): nucleic acid binding; RNA helicase activity; ATP binding
Source: RefSeq, a predicted model, not a curated record